Molecule: messenger RNA, 7833 nt
Organism: Rhea pennata
Lineage: Eukaryota; Metazoa; Chordata; Aves; Rheiformes; Rheidae
Gene: KNL1
Product: kinetochore scaffold 1
Exons: 29
Coding region: 1-7485 (2494 amino acids)
Biological process (GO): protein localization to kinetochore; cell division; attachment of spindle microtubules to kinetochore
Cellular component (GO): nucleus
Source: RefSeq, a predicted model, not a curated record
AUGUUGUACGGCGACUACCGGCGCAUGCGCGAGAAGCGGCGGUUAGGUUUGAAUCGUGAGGCGGCGGCGGCCAAUGGGAGGCUGGAGAGAUGGGCAGAGAGGAAUUUCAUGAAGGUCAACAAAGGGAAGCGCAAAGUUCUGCUCUCGGAGAGGAAUAACCCCAUGCACCAGUAUAGGCUAGGGGCCAACCAGCUGGAGAGCAGCUCUACAGAGAAGCACAUGGGGAUCCUGGUGGACAACAAGGUGACAGUGAGCCAGCAACGUGUCCUGGUGGCCAAUAAGGCCCACUGUAUCCUGGGCUGCAUCAGGAAGAGUAUUGCCAUACUAUAUUUUAUAAGAAAGACACAUCCUUCAGAAAUGGACAAGAUUUAUUCAGACCCUAACAUGGAAAAUGAUAAUACAGAGCGCAUCAGAGGGAAAAGGCUUUCCUCCAUUUUAAAGGCUCCACGAAGUCCUCUUCAUGAUCUUGGAAAUGGGAAUGAAUUCAUUCAGCAUGUGAAUACGGAGAAACGUCGGAAAAACUCUCGCCGUGUCAGCUUUGCGGACACCAUAAACUGCAGAGUCUUCCAGAGAGAUCUUAAGACUAAUGUGACAGAGAAAGAAAAUAUAGCAGAUACAAGGAAACAAAUCCUGCUUAAUCAAAAUGAAGAACCUGAAGCUGUUCAGUGUGAGAUCACUGGGAUGGAAACUUUGCUUCAUGCCCCUAUCCAGGCAUUGGUGCAGCAGACUGAGUGGCACGAUGCAGACAACAUCAUUCAAAGAACAAAUGGGCAUGACACAACAGUUAUCUUUUCAGAUGAAAAUCAAAUGGAUAUGACAACUAGUCACACUGCAGUGAUUACACAUGAUCUGAAAAACAAUCAGGCUGACAAAGCUGAGAAGAUAGAUAUCACAGCAUUUCUGGCUAGUUUAAAGUCUAACAAUGGAAAGUCAGAAAAGAACAAAGAAUUUCAUCUUUUCUGCGAUCCUACAAAUCAUUCAUGCCCAUCUUCUGAAGAGAAACCAGAUGCUACAACAGUGAAGAAGAUAAAUUUCAAUGAAUUUAUGAUGAGCUUGAAGUCAAAUGGAAAGGUGCUUAAUCCUACUGAAGGACCUGAAAAAGAGAACCUUUUUUUUGUUUCUUCACAAGUUUCGGAAGACAUGACAAGAUCAUCAGUCAGAUAUGGAUAUUCCCAUGAACCAGAGGCCACCUGCAAUGUAACAAAAAUCUUCAGAGGACAAGAUGAUGGGAUGGAAAUUACAAAAUGUCAGGCAUCUGAUGUUAAGACUAUGUUAUCUGGUAUUUGUGAGGCUCCACCAGAGCAACUGGUGUGUGCAGAUGUUACUGAGGCAUUUGUAGAUGAUGGUAUGGAUAUGACCAUUAGUCAUACUGCAAAAAUGUCUUUUCCCUUCUCCAGUGUUGAAAAUCAAAGUCUGAACUUCAAAAAGGAUUUUCCAGGCACAGAAUCAGAUGAUAAUUCUGUAUUCAAGAGAGCAUCUAGUUGGCAAUUAAUUGUUCAGGAGAACCCCCAACUUUGUACAGACAAGAAAAUGGUAAAUGUUGAAAACAGGCUAGAUCAUACAGCGCUGCAAACUGUUGAACAACAGGCCAGAACAAUGUCUGUGAUUCCAGGAUCUAUUUCUUCUGAUACUGCCUUCCAAGGUAAUAAAACUGUUGGGUUUAGCAUGUGUGAUGAUAUGGAAAUCACUGGGAAUUAUACGGGUGUAAUUGAUAAUGAGAGUUCUGAGGAAACUGGCAGUUUGUGUAGUAAAGCUAUUGAAAAAACACUUAAUACAAACUCUUCACUAGCAGAAAACUUACAUCCAACUCAUGAUAAUGAUAGGGGCAUUACAAAAAGUCGAUCUUCUAUGUCAUAUAAAAACAGUGCACUUGUACUAUCUUCUGUCUCAGAUGGAAGAACUGAAAAAGUGACCCAAGAUCACAGGAAUGCUUCUAUGAGUGUUGAUUUUGAUUCACAUGCAAAUUCAGUUUCUAAUGGUAUUUGUAAGAGUAGACUUCAGCACAGACUAGCAAACUCUCUACUUGCUUCUUUGCCAGGUGAGAAGACAAUAAUAUUUUCAGGAGAAUAUAUGGACUUGACUAAAAACUGUGUUGUCAAGGUUGAAAGAAAGAACAUAGAAAAUGUAUUUCCUGCUGAUAUGUCCACCUCUGUUGCCUGCAAACCUCACUGUCUUGUUAGCAGAUCUACCUCUCCCAAUUUAAAUGACGAGGAAGAAAUGGAAAUAACUAAAUGCCAGGCUGUUAUCGAUGAUCAAAGCACUGGGAUAACAGCGGAUGCAAAACAAAUGCAUUGUAAAAGAAUUCCAAGUAAAGAUGAGAACAAAAAUGUCAGUGACAUUGCAAGUUCUUUAGAUAUGGACAAGGAAAAUCUUGAGAGGAUGGAUAGUGAUUUUAAAACUUGCCAUUCUGCAGAAACGAAUUCUAAAGAUUUUGAGGUGACAGUAGUCAAUAAGAAGCUUGGACAAACAAACUUUCAGGCAAAUGGUCUGAGUUCUAGUGCAAAGAAUGUAUGUUCAUUACAAGAGCAAAAGAAGGAAGUCCCCAAGAAUGUUGCUGCUAACAGCUUUACAUUCGUGUCUCUGCAAAGGCCAAACCUUAAUGUAUCUCAGUCUUUCCAAAAAACUUGUUUGAAUGCUUCACUUCCCUGCACAAGUGACAAAACAGCCAUACUUUCAGAUGAUCAAAACAUGGACAUAACGGAAACUCAUACUGCUGCCCUUGAUGUUGCUCCUGUUAAUACAGUGCUAGACUAUGAGAAUAAUCAUAAUCAAAGUAAUGUAGUAUCUAAACAGCUGCAAACCAAGACCUUUUUCUCUGGUGGUUCUAAUGUAGAUAGAAGUCAGACUGCAGCAACAGAAUCUGAGAACUUUGAAAUGAAUUCAAGUAAACCACAUGUUGUUCCUUUUGCUCCAAAUGGUUCUUUUAUUUCCAGUAAUGAGCCUCUUCCAUCUGGAAUUAGAGAAAAUGAACAACCUGGAAAAAUAUUAGGAAUGAAUACAAAUUACGAAAUCUCUGACAGGCAAGAGAAAGCCAAUACUAUGCAGGGAGUAAAUAAAAUACUGCCAAAUGAAGUAGAUUCUCUGAGAGAUUUUUCAACCAGUAAAACAGUUUCUUCAAAAGAGGAUUUUAAAAGUCCUCAAUCAGUUGAUAGGCUGCACUUGACAUGUACUGAAGAGCCAGUACUGGCCAAUACAACUGAACCAUCUAAGGGAAAUUCCCAGUUGCCUUUGUUUUGGGAAAAAUCAACUGUAUUUCCCUCUGGUGAAAACAUGGACUUGACUGAAAACAGUUCAGUAAGGGUUCUUGAUCAAAGCAUCGAUAAUGUUCUACCAGAAAGAAAAGCAGUAUCCAGACAUGUGAUUCCAGAUGAAAAUGAAACAUUAUCCUUAAAAAAAGAGGACAUGAUGAAUGCAGAUAGUCAGGAGCAGUCUGAAUACAACAUGUACGCCUUGGUAUCUGUCAAAAAAAUAUUAACCGUGACUGGCUCACAGCAUUUGUCUCGUUUGGGUGAAAAAACUAUUAUAUUAUCAGAUGAUGCUGAUAUGGACAUCACUAGAAGUCAUACAGUUGCAGCAGACAAUAAAAUAAUUUUACAGCCUAAAACCUCAAACAGUGACAUAACCUUGAUUCCUGAAGAUAAAACUUGCAUUUUUACGUACAGUGAUGAUAUGGAAAUAGCUAGACUUGAUACUGUUGUAAUUGAUAAAUCUAUGGAAAAGGCUGCAUCUCAAGGAAUGCUAAACAUAGCUAACAGGACUGGAAGAAAAAGCUUGAAGGGAGCAAUAGGUGAAAAGACUAUUUUAUUUUCACUGAGUGAUGAGAAGAAUGACAUGGAGCUCAUACAGAACCAUACAGCUGAAAUAGGCCACGAAAUUGUCUCACGAGAUAAGGUAGCACAUUUUCCCCUGUUUUCAUUCCAUCCUGAUAAAACAGUUAUGUUCACAAGUAACCAGGCUGACAUAGAAAUGACAGAGUCUUGUUCUGCUGAUAAAAUUAUCCCAGAUGUUCUGUGUGAUGAUAAACUGAACUUGAAUAAGGAGAUUGGACAGAAGACUCUUUCAAAUAGCAAAGCUACUAUGUUUGUUAUGGAUGAUAUGGAAAUCACUAAAACUCAUAAUGCAGCUUUACAGAAAAUUUCUCUGCAAGGUAGGCAGCACAGUCAGUCUGUUCCUUUAACUUCCAUUGAUAAAACAAUUAUGUUUACAAGUAACCAGAAUGACAUGGAAAUGACUGUUGAUAACAGUAUUGAAGGAGUCUUACAUCAGGACAGAUUAAACCUAGCGAAGCAGGUUGUACAGGAUGCUGUUUCAAAUAGCAAAACAGUUAUCUUUACUUUGCCUGAGGAUAUGGAGAUCUCUAAAACUCAUACAGCUGUAUUAAGUGAUGACAUUGAUCUACAGGAGAGAUGGUCCAUUCCGGCCACUUCUUCAGUUCCUGCUGAUAAGACCGUUGUGCUUACGCACAGCCAAAGGGAUACUGAAAUAACUGCAUCUCAUAAAAAUAUUAAAGAAUCUGAGAACGAAGAAGUGUCAUGCAAAAGCACUCAGCAACCAGAUUUGCAUAGUGCAUCAUCAGCCUCUUGCAGAGAUGGAAUGUCUUCCCCUUUUACAAAAGACUUGAAUAGUGACUAUCAUAUAAAAUCUAAGGAUAAGCCUGACUGUUCCACUUCAUCAGCCUCCAUAUUUCCUAGUGAAAAAGAAAAUAUUAAAGGCCACAGUGAUGCAAUACCAGAUUCUGUUUGUACUAUCUUGCUUCCAGAAGAUGCUUUGGAUGUCCAUGCACCACAAAGUCUUGACUGUCCCAUGGAUAAUUCUGUUUCUAUAAAUGAUCAAGAUCUAGUACAUCUAGAAAAACUGAAAUCAAAGAGUGUGUCUUUCAAGCUUCCAGGUAAUGGUGUCAUGGAUUGCAGUGAAGGAAGUAGAGAUCUGGUAUCUCAUGUUUCAUGUUCCAUCCAGCAGCCAGAUUUUUUGAAGAGUGCUCCUGAUGCACUUAAUACUCAAGGAAACAGAGUUUUGAAAGAUGAUUCGUCUAGACAUGAAUAUCUAGCUGCAGAUUUAGCCAUGGAUGGAUCAAGAAUUGUUCCAGUUUCUAACAACAAAGUAAAUGAAAAUGAGGGGCUAUCACCUGAAGAGGAGAAACUUCUAAAAGACUUCCAAAUAAACUCUGAACAAACCAGGCAACUUUCGGUCAGUGACAUUCCAAGAGAUCAAAUAGAUCCCACUCUUGCACCUGAAUUAUCAGGUAUUUUAAAUGUUUGUUCAAAACUGAAAAAUAUUAGAAGGAAAUCUGCAGUUGUCUGUGUUCCUGAAACUACUUCUAUUAACCACUGGCCUAAAUUAUCAGCUCAGUCAGAGGAUACUCUGAGGUUAGGAAAAAGUACUGCUGAAGAGCAGAACAUGUGUCUUGAACCUGGAGCUGCUCCCUUACAUGCAAAUUUAGGCAUGGCCCUUAAGGAUAAAUACCAAGGAAUAAAAGUCCCUCUAGGUAUCUUUCUGCCUAAAUUACCAAAAAGACGGAAUCUUUCUGUUUCUAGUGUGCAAGACAUAAAUGCAAAAUCUUCAGGCAAAGCAGAAGCACCAGUUUCAGAAGUAGGCCCAGACAACAGUGAAACCCCAGAUGACAACAAUUCUAGUGGGCAGAACCUAAGCCUUUCUCAGUUUAUAGCAGAAGAAUUUCUUCCUCUCUGCCCAGAGGAAAUGGAUUCAAAUGAAUCUGUAAGCUCUGAACUGGAAGGAGACUGUAAUGAGAUAAACAAAGAAAUCUCUCACAGUGAAAGGACUCAAUCUGAAAAGACAAAAGCCUGUAACAGUCCAAAAAGAGUUUUGGAACACGAUGAAAAGUAUCUUCCACAACUAAAGAAGCUCAAAAAGGAUGAAUGUUUGGAUGGUGAGGCCUCCCAAGACUUGCAGGUUACCUCUGGCACUGUCUCUAAAAGCCAAGUAGAAAUUCAUGAGGGUGAAGAUCCUCCAAAUCAAUCAGCUAAAAGCCCUGACUGCACUCAGGCCAACACCAGCAGCUCUCUGGAUUCUGUUAAGGCUGACACAGAAUUAACUAUUCAGCGAAGCAGUCAGAUGGAAUCCCAGCUUCUCACAGAUAGUAUUUGCGAAGAUAAUUUAUGGGAGAAAUUACAGAAUGGUGUUAUCACAGUUGGGGAGUUUUUUACACUUCUUCAAGUCCAUAUUCCAAUUCAGAAGCCCCGGCAGAGCCAUCUUCCAGUCAAUUAUGCAGUGAGCACACCACCUACUCCAGAAGACCUGAUUUUUAGCCAAUAUAUAUAUCGCCCCAAGCUGCGUAUUUAUGAAGAAGAUUGCCAGGUCCUUUCUCAGAUGAUAGAUGAAUUAAAACCUUAUGCAAGUGUUCAGGAUCAGCUCCUGGUGAAUGUGAAUAAGAGUCUGUGGGAAGUGAUGAGAACCUGCUCUGAUGAAGAGCUGAAGAGCUUUGGAACAGAAUUGAACAAAAUGAAAUCCUAUUUCACAAAGGAAAGUAAAAUCCUGGCUCACAAUGGAAAAGUGACAUUGUAUAGCAAAUUGUUGCAGAGCUCACAGGAACAAUGGGAGAAACUACAGUCAAGAAUAGCAAAAAUGGAUGAAAUUCUCAAGGAGGCAGAGAGCUGUCUUGCUGCUCUGGAAGCAGAUUCUGGCUGGGAAGAAUGUGAAGCAGACUGCAAUGAUGAAAUGGCAGAAUGGGAGUCCGAAGGGAGAAAUUUAGAGGAAGAAUUGAAAACCCUCAGAGCCCAAGAAGAGGAACUUCAAAGAGAUCUGUCAGAUCUGGAGACUCAGAAUGAGCAAGUGCUUGCUGAGAUAAACCAUCUACAGAAGAAAGAAAAAAGCUACCAGGAACUCCUGGAGGCAUACAACUUCACUGAAUGGGAAAUUAGUGAAUGGAGUGAUCAGCAGGCCAUCUUUACUUUUCUUUAUGAUUCUAUUGAAUUCACAGUAGUCUUUGGAUCACCAAUAGAUGGUGAUGUUUUUGGUGAAAAUCCCUGCAGAAAAAUAGUUAGCAUGAGCUUUGAAUCUCUCUUGGAUGAAGAAAAAGCCCCGCUUUCCUCACGUUUAGUCCAAAGACUCAUCUUCCAAUUUAUUGAAAGUCAGGGAUGCUGGCAGGAAAGGUGCCCCACUCUACACUACUUGCCCCAGGUGCUUCAUGACAUCUCUUUGGUUGUGAGUCGUUGUAAGGUCUUAGGAGAGGAGAUUGAAUUUCUGGAGAGAUGGGGUGGAAAAUUUAAUCUUCUAAAGACAGACAUCAAUGACACAAAAGUGAAGCUUUUGUUCUCCACUUCUGCAGCUUUUGCCAAGUUUGAAUUGACCCUGUCUUUGUCUGCUAACUACCCAUCUGCUUCACUGCCUUUUACUGUCCAAAACCAAAUCGGGAAUAUUGGAGAUGAGGAAAUUUCUGCUGUUCUGUCCAAGGUACCACUUGGUUACCACUAUUUGCGGAGAAUGGUCAGCUUGAUUCAUCAUAAUCUCCUCCGAGAUUCCAGAUGAUUCACAUGCAGGACUGAAGGUCAAUAUCAAAUUGGAUAUCCCUUGGCUCUACUCUUACAAGAAUUUACAGCUGUCUCACUGAAAUAGGAAUGCUGUUAGACGAGAUUUGUAAAAUGUUGUGAAGCUAAUAAUUUGUUGAUAUCCAUGACGCUCAGUAUAAGCCCCAAGCUUCCCUUUUAGACCAAAGGAUAAAUGCAGAUGUCUCUAAAUUGUAGGAGGAACAGCUUCUUUUGUCUUAUUAAUCCAGUCUGCUGAUUUUGGCCUCCUUCUAUAGUCUUCCCUAGUACAGAUAUUCUUCUGAAGUAGCAUGUCAGUUUUGUUCUGGAUGGAUUUACAAAGCUCUUGUAU